This is a messenger RNA of Symphalangus syndactylus (siamang), 1333 nucleotides long. RefSeq names its product aldo-keto reductase family 1 member C1. The record is from RefSeq and is a predicted model, not a curated record. Lineage: Eukaryota; Metazoa; Chordata; Mammalia; Primates; Hylobatidae. Gene Ontology annotation, molecular function: oxidoreductase activity.
UAAGACUGCCUCUGUCCCUCCUCUCACAUGCCAUUGGUUAGCCAGCAGACAGUGUGCUCAGAGGCAUUGCCAGCUCAUUGCUCUUACAGCCUGUGAGAGAGGAAGAGAGAAACAUUUGCCAGCCAGGCCAGUGACAGAAAUGGAUUCGAAAUAUCAGUGUGUGAAGCUGAAUGAUGGUCACUUCAUGCCUGUCCUGGGAUUUGGCACCUAUGCGCCUCCAGAGGUUCCUAAAAGUAAAGCUUUAGAGGCCACCAAAUUGGCAAUAGAAGCCGGCUUCCGCCAUAUUGAUUCUGCUCAUUUAUACAAUAAUGAGGAGCAGGUUGGACUGGCCAUCCGAAGCAAGAUUGCAGAUGGCAGUGUGAAGAGAGAAGACAUAUUCUACACUUCAAAGCUUUGGUGCAAUUCCCAUCGACCAGAGUUGGUCCGACCAGCCUUGGAAAGGUCACUGAAAAAUCUUCAAUUGGAUUAUGUUGACCUCUAUCUUAUACAUUUUCCAGUGUCUGUAAAGCCAGGUGAGGAGGUGAUCCCAAAAGAUGAAAAUGGAAAAGUACUGUUUGACACAGUGGAUCUCUGUGCCACGUGGGAGGCCAUGGAGAAGUGUAAAGAUGCAGGAUUGGCCAAAUCCAUCGGGGUGUCCAACUUCAAUCGCAGGCAGCUGGAGAUGAUCCUCAACAAGCCAGGGCUCAAGUACAAGCCUGUCUGCAACCAGGUGGAAUGUCAUCCUUACUUCAACCAGAGAAAACUGCUGGAUUUCUGCAAGUUAAAAGACAUUGUUCUGGUUGCCUAUAGUGCUCUGGGAUCCCAUCGAGAAGAAAAAUGGGUGGACCCGAACUCCCCGGUUCUCUUGGAGGACCCAGUCCUUUGUGCCUUGGCAAAAAAGCACAAGCGAACCCCAGCCCUGAUUGCCCUGCGCUACCAGCUGCAGCGUGGGGUUGUGGUCCUGGCCAAGAGCUACAAUGAGCAGCGGAUCAGAGAGAACAUGCAGGUGUUUGAAUUCCAGUUGACUCCAGAGGACAUGAAAACCAUAGAUGGCCUAAACAAAAAUGUGCGAUAUUUGACCCUUGAUAUUUUUGCUGGCCCCCCUAAUUAUCCAUUUUCUGAUGAAUAUUAACAUGGAGGGCAUUGCAUGAGGUCUACCAGAAGGCCCCGCAUGUGGAUGGUGAAACGGGAUGUCUCUAUGCUGGUGACUGGACACAUUGCCUCUGGUUAAAUCUCUCCUGCUUGGCAACUUCAGCAAGCUACAGCUAAGCCCAUUGGCCAGAAAGGAAAGACAAUAAUUUUGUUUUUUCAUUUUGAAAAAAUUAAAUGCUCUCUCCUAAAGAUUCUUCACCUA